CCAGUCUAAAUGAAUCAUAUUUUCUGAUGGGAUAAUAAUAAAUAGUAAUUAUAAUUCACGUUGUUCUCCAUUAAAGAUAGACAGUUAGAGAAAGAAACUCAAAGAAAUGUAAAGCUUGAAAGUACAUAGAGAUGGGCGUUCCGCUUACGGCUUUUCCGAGUUGUCAACGGGUUGUCAACUGUACGGAAUAACCUAAAAUUCCUACAGGGUGUUCCGCUAAGUUUAUACGCCUAUCUGAUUAUGUAUAAAAUGCUCUAAAAAGUGAAUAAUUGAUAAGGGAAGAAUGGAAACUUCACUUAAUGACGGUGUGUACGAUAACAGGGGAAAUGCCGUUCAGAACGUCUCUCACCAGCCUUUGUUGAUGGGUACAAAUGAAAUGUACACCAACAAGGUAGUGCAGUAUCAAACUGCUGACCCUAACAACAGUGUGUACGAAAUCAAAGAGGCCAUAAUGAAAACUAGUGAAACAGAGCUGACACAAACCCAGCAGUACUAUUAUUCUCAAAGUGACCAGCAGAACAAACAAACAGAGUAUGGGGAAUAUGUGAUUCAGCAACAAACUGAAGCUACAUACAUACAACAGCAGACAGAAACUUCUGAUUAUGCCCAAGACCAGUUUUUGCAGAUUUCUAACGUAGAGAAUGAGCAAGAGGUUACUCAGAGGCCAGAGGAGGUUGCUGCCCAGUAUGUUGAGACUUCAGAUAGCAAUUUUGGGUCUCAAUAUGAAGCUGAGAAACAUCAAGAAGUAGUUACCGAAAAUGUCCAGAUUGCUAAUGAAAAUGUACCUCAAGAAGAUCUACAGAAUGAAGUUCUACAUGAAGAAACAUUGGAACCAAGUACUACCAUAGAAGAAAAUCCAGAAGACAGUAAUGCAGCAGUGGUUCAAAAUAUGGUAGAGGAAGUUAUUGAAGAACAAGUUCCAGAAUCCUCAAGUGAAAAUCUAACUGAAGAACCUUCAACUGUAGAAUCACAAACAGAAUGUAGUGAACAUACAGUACAAGAAGAUACUGAAAAUACUGACAUCAAAAAUGAAGCCCCAAAUGAGUCCCCCAUAAAGGAUAAAGAGGAAUUAGACGAGCAGCAGCAAGUUGUUGAAGAAACUGUAGUGAAUGAAACUGUUCUUGAGGAGCCACAAAUCCAACAGGAAGAUCAACAGCUUGUCCAGGAAACAGAUACAGGAUCUGUUGAAAUGCUUGAAGAGGUUGUUGAUGAUCCAGCUCCUGCUGAGACUUCCGGAGGCCCAGAUCCACUGCAAGUCCAAGAAGAGACUGCCCAAGAACCAGAUGACACUUCUCACCAAGAGGACCAAUCCGCCUACAUGUCUGAAAUUCGCGAGGAGGCCAACUCACGGCUCUCUGUGGCUUCCAGCACUUCCAGCCAAGGAAAUAGGCGAUCGACGAGGAGGACGUACCAGGAUAUGCCGCUUCACCUUGUCGGGCACAGCAUCACGAAACCGGGGGAGAACCAGCUGAAUGGGAAGCCCAUUCCUAAGCCUAGGUUGGGGGUCAAGGUUCCUUAUUGGAAUCUGUCAAGCCAGAUGCUCAGCAAAGCCGAAAUCGAGAAGGAAAUUCUUGAAAGAAGCAAAGUAAAACAAGAGCAAGCAUCCUCAGCAAACUUUGCCAGAAGUCUCACACAAAGGCUGUUUAAGAAGAUUGCAGAUAAUGACAAACCUGAUGGUGAUGAGGAAGAUACUAAAACAGAAAUGGAAGAUAAUAGUAAACCGAAAAUUGAUGCUCCGUCGGAAAACUCGAAAAUCAAGGACGACUGUGACCUUUUGGCGAUUCUUGAAGGAGAUGACGCUGACAUGCCUGAGUUGACCAAAGAGAAGACAUCUGUUCCUCAAGUUGAUGAGGCUAACCUCAAAGCACUGGAAAGAGAGAUUGCCUUGCAACAGUUAGAGGAGCUACCAUUGCAGUCAUCCAAACGUCACCUAAAAAGAACAAAGACUAUAACGUCUAGUCCUGAAACACAACCCAAAAAGUAUGCUGUAUCACCCUCAAGUAGUGCCCAGGAUUCAAAAUCUGUACCAGGAAAGGAAAACAGUUCUUCACCAGUUAUCAAACAAUCUUCGAGUAUAGAUUCAUCGCCCAAGAAAGAAAUUGUUGAUGUGGAGCCUCAAGUCAGAGUAAAUAUGGUUCUGAAGACCUAUUCGAGAAAAAGAAAGGCGGAUGACACCAUCGAUACAACUCCAAAGCAGCAAUCUAAAAAACUGGCAUUGGAAGAAGCACAAGUUAAGAAAGAGGAUGUCUCAACACCUCAGGGAGUGUAUAUUACCAAGAGCUCAAGGGUUAUCAAGAAGAAGGUCAUAUGGGAUCCUGACGACGAGGUGUCUUCACGGUCUCCAAAGCCAUCAAAAUCAGCCGAUUUUAUCCCUGCUUCCACUCCUAAACCUACAACCGAAAAACCUGCUGAGAAGAAACCAUCCUCUGAUAAGCAAGCAAAAAAGGCAGUCAUAGUAAAGAAAGAUAAGCCUGCUGCAGCUGAUACAAAAACUGCAGCAACUGACAAGAGGCCUGCUCCCGCUGAAAAGAAACAUGUUGCUCAUGAUAAGAAACCGGCCAGUAGUGAAAAAAAGUAUGUUGCAGCUGAAAGGAAAGUAGCAAAGAGCAGUCCUAAACUCAAACCUAAGAAACCUAUGAGUGAGCUAGACAAGCUUUUGAUGGAUGAAGGUGCUGUGAAGAUGCUCUACGAACUGAAGAACAAUGAUGAAAGUACGCCUUCGCCAUCAAAGAAGCAAAAGAACUUCGUAUCCGUGGAAAAGGCUCAAAAAGAGAUCAUGAAAAAAGCAAACGAAAUCAAGAAUGACUUGGUCGUUGGAGGGGAAGGCGCUAAGUCUCUCAGGAAGAAAGAAGCCUCUCUUUUGCAAACUGGAAUAGAGUUUCAAGGUCCACCUCCAGCAGCUGUAUCACCUGUGAAACCAACAUUAGAAAGGAAGAUGUCCAAGGAUUCUGUGAGGAGUUCAGUCCAUACUCCUCCACCUUCUCCUUUUAUGCAUUCUCACAGCUCUAUGCUCAUCAGAAGAAGGUCCAGCAGUUCGAUAUCCAGCAGCGACGACUUGGACUCGGAUGCGCCCAGAUCAACAAAGCGGCGCAAGAGCAAACGAAGUACGGAUGAACUCAACAUAACGGAAAAAGACCCGCUGGCGUUGGACGCCAGAGAUGAUAGUGACAUUGACAGCAAGACGAUCCAGGGGCAUAAGCUGUUGAACGUAAAGAAGAGCAACAAACAAGUCAGUGUGGAGUUGAAUUAUCCGGAUAACAGGUGUUUGAUGACAGAAGGGAUGCUAGAUGAAUUGACUACAACAGUGAAGAAAUACAGCAAGGAUAAGGAUUGCAGUGUCCUAUGUAUGACUUCAACUAGCAAAGCGUUCUGUCUUGGGUUAGAUUACCCCUCGUUGGUUCUGAGUGAUGAGAAAGAGAGAAAGAAUAAGGCUGCCAAUCUUGCUGACAAAGUCAGGGACUUUCUGUUGAGCCUGCUUCACUUUCCGAAAGUCCUGGUGGCCGGUAUCCAAGGAGAAUGCGCUGGGUUAGCGGUGAUGAUGUUGCCGCUGUUCGACACGGUCAUAGCCAAUGACAACGCGUCGUUCAGCGCGCCAUACGUUAAAUUGGGUUGCAUACCCGAAGCCGGGUUCUUGUUGGAACGUUGGGGCCUCGCUGGCAGAAGAUUGGCUGCUGACCUACUCUAUACGGGAGACAAAAUAGCCGCGGAUGAUGCUUGCAAGCGUGGUUUGGUUUCGAAGCUUUGCUGGCCAGAGAAAUAUAACGAAACUUUGAAGAAUGUACUUGCAGCUAUAGCCAAAGGAUCUAAACAGAGUUUACUGUCCACCAAGAAGCAACUACAAAGUCACAUGUUGAAGCAAACUGAGGCAGCUUUAGAGACGGAAAUCAAAAAUUGUGCGGACUUGUGGACCAGCUCAGAAUGUCAAAAGAAUUUCUUAGAAGCGGCCUGCAAUGGUUAAGUUUGAGAAGCGGCUAUUUUCAUGGAAAUUGUGGUACAAACUCUUUAUUUUUGUUUAUUAUAUGACGAAAGUUAUCUAAAAAAUUGACGUCUUUAAAGGAUCGUCGGUUCAAUUCGAAAAAUGAAUGAAAUAUUUUUUUAUAUUUUAAUAUUGUAGGUUAGGCAUUGUAAUCCUGGUUUGUUUAGGAUUAUAGAUUGAAAUGUUUCUAGCACGUAGAAUGUUUGAUGUAUAUCGAUUUAUAUAUUUUUGAAUAUAAUUUCCAAAGAUUGGUGCAAUAUCGUCGGGAUUGGAGAGAAUUUCCAUCAUGAAGGGGAAAAAAGAGAUACCAUAUAAGAAAUAUAGAAAUGUCAACAGUAUAUUGUACAUUUUAUAUACAGGCACAGUCAGGUAGACCAAGCCAAAACUCCAAAAGUGUAAUUUCAAAAAAAUAAGUUUAAUUUUAAUUUCCGGUAUAACCAAUGUUGAUUCAGUUUCCAAUUUCUGGAAAACUUAAAAUUUGUAAUUGUAGAGGUAUUAUUCAAGUAAGAAAUUCACUUUAUUGCAAAUUGUUUAUUCUAUUUUGAAUAAAUUUCAUUAUAGAUGAAUUUAGUUUUUGGGCCAAACUUGAAUUCGAUCGGCUUUACGUCUGAACCACAAUACAGCUCCACAUGAAAAUUUGCACACCUACUAAUUGAUUUCCUAUGAAGACAAUAUCCUCGCAUCUGAUAGGAAAAAUAUUUUGAUUUGUAUCUUUGCAUAAUCUUAUUCAAAAAGGAGCCAUUUCAACGAACCUGCAUGUUGCCAGGACCAAAUGUUAAAUUUGUUUUAAACAGAUUUCUUCAAUUGUUUUUUUCCAAAGUGCCUUUAGGUUUUUUGGGGCAUUCUGAACAAACAAGGUUUGUUUGUUUAAGGUUUAUUUAGCAUAAUUGCUACAAUUACAUUCUUCUAAAAAACUAAACAAUUACAUAACAUACAUAUAUUUAGGAAAAAAAAAUUACAUCUCGAAGAAUUUCCAUUGUCCAUGAAAUAUUCCUUUAAUUUUCUUUUAAAUAUCU
Acanthoscelides obtectus is the source of this 4992-nucleotide messenger RNA. The record is from the annotation of a GenBank genome assembly. Lineage: Eukaryota; Metazoa; Arthropoda; Insecta; Coleoptera; Chrysomelidae.